CAUAAGCGGGGGUCACCGAUUUCAUCCCUAGCAUGUGAUACGAGGGUAUGUGUGUGUGUGUGGAAAAGGAGGGACGCAAAGCAGUGUAAAGAGAAGCUGAAGUUUUCCUAACUCUUCCGUGUCUAAUUCGUCUCGCUCUCGUCAUGUCUCUCCCUCUGCUUCUGUUCUUCAUUCAGUUCUUGAGUCCGUCUCUCCAGCAGUUUCCUCGGCCGUGCACCACGCCGGACGUCCUGCGGAGCAAGCGCUGCUGUCCGGUUUGGCCGGGCGACGGUUCGGUGUGCGGCUCCCUUUCGGGUCGAGGCUUCUGCCAGGACGUCACGGUCUCCGAUCUUCCCAAUGGGCCGCAGUACCCGCAUUCAGGCCUGGACGACCGCGAACAAUGGCCUCUGGUGUUUUACAACCAAACCUGCCAGUGUGCCGGCAACUACAUGGGGUUCGACUGUGGCGAGUGCAAGUUCGGUUACUUCGGCGCCAAUUGCGGUGAACGACGGGAAUCUGUGCGCAAAAACAUCUUCCAAUUAUCCGUCUCUGAAAGGCAGAGGUUCAUCUCGUACCUCAAUCUCGCCAAAACUACAGUCAGCCCUGAUUAUAUGAUCGUGACGGGCGUGUACUCACAGAUGAACAACGGCUCGACGCCCAUGUUCACCAACAUCAGUGUGUAUGAUCUGUUCGUCUGGAUGCACUAUUACGUGUCCCGCGAUGCACUGCUCGGGGGUCCCGGGAACGUGUGGGCCGACAUUGACUUUGCACACGAAUCGGCCGCGUUUCUGCCAUGGCAUCGCGUUUACCUGCUGUUCUGGGAGCAUGAGAUCCGGAAGCUGACCGGUGACUUUAACUUCACCAUCCCGUACUGGGACUGGCGUGACGCUCAGGACUGUCAGGUGUGCACGGAUGAGCUGAUGGGGGCACGCAGUCCUCUCAACCCCAACCUCAUCAGCCCGUCCUCGGUGUUCUCCUCCUGGAAGGUGAUCUGUUCACAACCCGAAGACUACAACCAGCGUGAGGUUUUGUGUGACGGGUCUCCAGAGGGACCUUUACUGCGUAAUCCAGGAAACCACGACCCAAACCGUGUCCCGCGGCUGCCCACCUCCGCAGACGUGGAGUCAGUGCUGAGCCUAACAGAGUACGAGACGGGUCUGAUGGACAGACGCGCCAACAUGAGCUUCAGGAACGCUCUGGAAGGUUUUGCGAGUCCUGAGACGGGGCUGGCAGUAACGGGGCAGAGCUUGAUGCACAACUCCUUACACGUCUUCAUGAACGGAUCCAUGUCUUCAGUGCAGGGAUCCGCCAACGACCCCAUCUUCCUUCUACAUCAUGCCUUCAUCGACAGCAUCUUUGAGCAAUGGCUGAGGAGACACCAGCCCCCCCGCACACACUACCCGACAGCCAACGCCCCGAUCGGACACAACGACGGCUUUUACAUGGUCCCCUUCAUCCCUCUGUACAGAAACGGAGAUUAUUUCCUCUCGACUAAAGCUCUGGGAUAUGAAUAUGCAUAUUUACAGGACCCAAGUCAGCGGUUUGUGCAGGAGUUUCUGACGCCGUAUCUAGAGCAAGCUCAGCAGAUCUGGCGCUGGCUGCUGGCCGCGGGGCUCCUCGGAGCGGCUGUGGCGGGAAUUAUUGCAACUAUUAUCACCGUGGCGUGUCGCAGACGCCUGAAGAGGCGAAAGUCAUCGGCGUACGGGGAGAGACAGCCGCUACUGAACAGCAGUGAAGAGGAGGGAUCGACUUCAUAUCAGACUACACUGUGAAUCAGAGC
Messenger RNA from Cyprinus carpio (common carp), 1759 nucleotides. Its product is annotated as tyrosinase. NCBI's taxonomy places the organism in Eukaryota, Metazoa, Chordata, Actinopteri, Cypriniformes, Cyprinidae. The record is from RefSeq and is a predicted model, not a curated record. Gene Ontology annotation, biological process: melanin biosynthetic process; pigmentation. Gene Ontology annotation, molecular function: tyrosinase activity.